CUGAUAGUUGAGUCUGCGGAGGGCAGUGCGGAUAGGGGAGACGACAACAACAUCGUUCAGGCAUAAUGAGAUUUUUGUCAAGUCUCCUUUGUGCAGCUCUUUUGUUCAAACAGGUUUUAGGUGAACAUGGCAUGGCACAUUUCAGCGAUCAGGGGAACAGUAAAGGCAAAGAUUACUGCAUAUUCUUCAACUCUCAGUGGGCUCGACUACCUCAGGACCUCAGUAAAGCAGCACGGCUGCAGACUUACGAUCUCACCACCUCUGUCCUGUGCUCCCCCUCUGAUGUACCCGAGGGUGGCUUCCCAAACAGCAUCCCAAUGGUGAUGAGAGGAAAUUGCACUUUCUAUGAAAAAGUCCGAUUGGCCCAGAUCAAUGGUGCCAAGGGACUACUGAUCGUCAGCAAAGACAGACUGACUCCACCCUCAGGCAACAAGUCCCAGUAUGAGGAGAUAGGCAUCCCAGUGGCCUUGCUAAGCUAUAAAGACAUGCUGGAGAUCAGUAAGACGUUUGGGGAGAAACAGCAGGUGGCCAUGUAUGCGCCCAAUGAACCGGUGGUGGACUACAACAUGGUGCUCAUCUUUCUGAUGGCAGUGGGCACAGUCGCUGUCGGAGGAUAUUGGGCUGGCAGCAGGGACAUUAAAAAACGUUACAUGAAGCACAAAAGGGACGACGGUGCAGAGAAACAAGACGAGGAGAUCGUUGACGUCACCCCCAUCAUGAUUUGUGUGUUCGUGGUCAUGUGCUGCUCUAUGCUGGUGCUCUUAUAUUUCUUCUAUGAUCAAUUGGUAUACAUGACUAUAGCAACGUUCUGUCUGGCUUCUGCUGUCGGUCUGUACAGCUGUCUUUGGCCUUUUGUCCGAAGACUACCAUUUGGGAAAUGCAGGAUACCUGAGAAUAACUUGCCAUAUUGCCACAAGCGGCCACAGGUGCGCAUGCUGAUCCUUUCAGCCUUCUGUAUAGGAGUCAGCGUCACUUGGGGAGUUUUCCGCAACGAAGACCAGUGGGCGUGGAUACUUCAGGAUGCUUUGGGCAUCGCUUUCUGUCUCUACAUGCUGAAAACAAUCAGGCUACCUACUUUCAAGGCCUGCACUCUGCUGCUGGUCGUGCUGUUCGUGUAUGACGUGUUUUUUGUUUUCAUAACACCACUCUUAACUGAGAGUGGGGAAAGUAUCAUGGUUGAGGUGGCGGCUGGUCCCUCUGAUUCCUCUACUCAUGAAAAGCUUCCCAUGGUGCUGAAAGUGCCCAGGUUAAAUUGGUCUCCUCUGGUCCUGUGUGACCGGCCCUUCUCUCUCCUGGGUUUCGGGGAUAUCUUGGUACCAGGUUUGCUUGUAGCGUAUUGUCACAGAUUUGACAUUCUCAUGCAGACUUCUCGAAUAUACUUUCUGGCCUGCACUUUUGGCUACGGCAUUGGUCUUCUCAUCACAUUUGUGGCUCUGGCUCUGAUGCAGAUGGGUCAGCCUGCCCUCUUAUACCUGGUGCCUUGCACGCUUCUCACCAGUCUUGCGGUGGCACUGUGGCGCAAGGAGCUGCCUUUGUUCUGGACAGGAAGUGGAUUUGUGCCUCCUCCAAUUGUGAUGGAACAAAUCAACUGUACUCAAACCACAGGACUGUCCACAGACGAACCCCAGUCCAAUCCGGAGCCGCCGGACUCUGAAACGACCAAUCAGAGUGAGGACCCCCCUCCACCAGCCCAAGUAGAAGUACCGCAUCUUACAGAUGCAUCUACUUAACAAAAACAAAAGACUGGAAGGAUGCUAAUUUCUUUUUCAUUUUUUGAAGUCGGUUAUAUAUCUGACUAUGUAAUAGACUUGAGUAGUAUGAACAUCUCAGUGCACUUGUUUUAAGCCUUUGAAGUUGUACAGUCUGUGUAAACCAAAAAACAUGGAGACACAACACCUGCUGUGCUUCAUCCAACUCGUUUCAAGUUUACGUUUGAUGGUAUUGGGAGGGGGUCGAAGGGACAGUUUUAAUUGUCUUCACAAGGAUUUCAACUCUGUGUUCGUUUUGUUCUCUCUCUUCUUUUUGUUUGUAAAUAGACUGUAAAAACAGCCUUUCAGUAAAUGAAACGAAGUGCAGCUAGACAUUUUAAAAAAAAUGUCCAGAAAAUUAAAGACAGCUCAUAAAAAAAUUUGGCUUCCAGUUGAUAAUGCAUUAGUGACGGGUUCUUGUCACAACAGCGCUGAAGUAUCACAUCCUUUGAAAUACGGUGCUAGUAAGGCGUCGGGAAUAAUGAUUUAUUAGUUUCAUUCUUUAGUUCUGAGAUGCGAAUGCUGUGGAUUGAGAUUGUUAAUUGUUUAUAUUACGCUAUGCUGUAUAAUUAAGAGCAGCGCUGUUAUACACGGCCACAUAAUUUAACAAAAACUUCCAUAUUGGUUUGGAAUGUGACUUCAACUUUAGUUGCAUUGAUAUAGAUCAUAAUCAUAUUCUCAUGGCUUAUUUAAAAGUAUUGUAUUUAGAAGUUUCCGUUUACUUGAUGGAAGGGAUGUUCGAGGUCUUUAAAUAAAAUGCUUUUUAAGUGCAGUUUUUAAGGAUAAUUUCCCGCCCAUCUGUUGAGUGACAGUCCUGUUUUAUAGUAGGAAUUUUGUAUUCAUGGUACUUUUUUUUAAAAGUUGUUUUUCCAGUGUAAAGCACUGAUGUUUUUGUGUAUGAUUUAACAAUCUGAAGUUACGUCAAGUUUAUUUAAGAAGUUUAUGUUGCUCUGUUGUCUCAUUGAAAUCUUUUUGACUUGGGUACACCGUGAUGAUCAUGUGGAAUAACUUGGGACAAUUGUUGAGUGCAUAUAUUAAAGGAAUAAUGCAUUAUGUUA
This is a messenger RNA of Pimephales promelas (fathead minnow), 2806 nucleotides long. It is a transcript of the gene sppl2b, whose product is annotated as signal peptide peptidase like 2B. Gene Ontology annotation, molecular function: aspartic endopeptidase activity, intramembrane cleaving. Gene Ontology annotation, biological process: membrane protein proteolysis. The record is from RefSeq and is a predicted model, not a curated record. NCBI's taxonomy places the organism in Eukaryota, Metazoa, Chordata, Actinopteri, Cypriniformes, Leuciscidae. Gene Ontology annotation, cellular component: cytoplasmic side of endoplasmic reticulum membrane; Golgi-associated vesicle membrane; lysosomal membrane.